CCGGCGGCCCGGGCGGGCUGGCAGCUAGAGUGGGUGCGAGAGCCGCCUCCGCCGUCGCCUUCUCCGCCCGGGCCGUUCGCUGCUGCGCGGGGAGAGCGAGGCGGGGCCGCCAUGGAGCCCGACUCGGUGAUUGAGGACAAGACCAUCGAGCUCAUGUUACCGAAGUGCAUGUUUGGGAUUUUGUUGAAGAAAGCUGGAUACAGUAAACGGAAAGAAUCUUGGAAGCUGCUUGACUGCUGUCUUUUCUCACACUAGUCUGAAAGGGAAUACUCCCAUUCAUUCUGGAUUGGUGGAUCUGAAGUACAAAAUAUUUUCCAGAACACUUCAGUUAUGGAGGAUCAAAAUGAAGAUGAGUCCCCAAAGAAAAGUACUCUUUGGCAGAUAAGUAAUGGAACAUCAUCUGUGAUCGUCUCCAGAAAGAGGCCAUCAGAAGGAAACUAUCAAAAAGAAAAAGACUUGUGUAUUAAAUAUUUUGACCAGUGGUCUGAAUCAGAUCAAGUGGAAUUUGUGGAACACCUCAUUUCCCGAAUGUGUCAUUACCAGCAUGGACAUAUUAACUCUUACCUGAAGCCCAUGUUGCAGCGGGACUUUAUUACCGCUUUACCAGAGCAAGGCUUAGAUCACAUAGCAGAAAACAUUCUUUCCUACCUGGAUGCCAGGUCUCUGUGUGCAGCAGAGCUGGUAUGUAAAGAAUGGCAGCGAGUGAUCUCCGAAGGAAUGCUUUGGAAGAAGCUGAUUGAGCGGAUGGUGCGCACCGACCCUCUGUGGAAGGGGCUUUCGGAAAGAAGAGGGUGGGAUCAGUACCUGUUUAAAAACAGACCCACAGAUGGCCCUCCCAAUUCAUUUUAUAGGUCAUUAUACCCAAAGAUUAUCCAGGAUAUAGAGACUAUAGAAUCCAACUGGCGGUGUGGACGACACAACUUGCAGAGGAUUCAGUGCCGCUCUGAAAAUAGUAAAGGUGUCUACUGUUUACAGUAUGAUGAUGAAAAAAUUAUCAGUGGCCUACGAGAUAAUUCUAUUAAGAUUUGGGAUAAAACUAGCUUGGAAUGUUUGAAAGUGUUAACAGGACACACUGGCUCUGUGCUUUGUCUCCAGUACGAUGAACGUGUCAUUGUGACCGGCUCUUCAGACUCCACAGUGAGAGUCUGGGAUGUGAACACAGGUGAAGUUCUGAACACAUUGAUCCACCACAAUGAGGCUGUACUGCACUUACGCUUCAGCAAUGGACUGAUGGUGACCUGUUCGAAGGACCGCUCCAUUGCUGUGUGGGACAUGGCUUCAGCCACUGAUAUCACUUUACGCCGUGUCCUGGUCGGCCAUCGUGCUGCUGUCAACGUAGUAGAUUUUGAUGAUAAGUACAUCGUGUCUGCCUCUGGUGACAGAACCAUCAAAGUCUGGAGCACGAGUACCUGUGAAUUUGUUCGUACUCUGAAUGGGCACAAGCGAGGCAUUGCCUGUCUCCAGUACAGGGAUCGGCUGGUGGUUAGCGGAUCAUCAGAUAAUACCAUAAGGCUAUGGGAUAUCGAAUGUGGCGCCUGUCUGAGAGUCCUCGAGGGACAUGAAGAAUUGGUUCGAUGCAUCCGGUUUGACAACAAGAGGAUUGUCAGUGGGGCUUAUGAUGGGAAAAUUAAAGUUUGGGACUUGCAAGCUGCUCUUGACCCUCGGGCCCCGGCCAGCACGUUGUGUUUGCGCACCUUGGUGGAACAUUCUGGACGUGUGUUUCGGCUACAGUUUGAUGAAUUUCAAAUCAUCAGCAGCUCCCAUGAUGACACUAUCUUGAUUUGGGAUUUCUUAAAUGUGCCUCCCAGUGCCCAGAAUGAGACCCGUUCUCCCUCCAGAACAUACACUUACAUCUCCAGAUAACAGUCUGCACUUUACCCGUUUCAGGGUUUCCUAGUCUUGAACUACUGGCUACGUGGCUACCAAAUGCCUAAGGGAGUUCUUCACAGCUGAGUUAUGAAGCUGGAAUUGGUCUAGACGCUGGGUAGAUGCAAAGCAGCCUAACUCUUCAAGUUCCGACAUUUCUCACCUCUGAUUCCGGCCUCUCCUUCGAGAAGGAUACCUUAGCUUCACUGACUUCCACUAGAACAGAAGCCCGUUUCCUCCCCUCAGUGAAAAAAUCUAUGCUUCAGAUGUAAAUUGUUCAUAUGAAAGGAACGCACAGUCUGUUUCACGGAAGUAAAUCGACCGUCAAGAGAAGACUUGGCCUCUAAUUUAUAUUGCUUUGCACUUUGGUCUGAUGUUAAGAAACAGCAUUCUUCUUCGGUGAAAUUUUGGGUGCCAAACACCUACCCAGAAUGUCCAGGGCCUUCCUUUUCAGAAGUUAGCAUUCUCCUUUUGACCAUCCAAGUCAUUAUGAAUUCUGACUUGUGUUAGGAACAUGGUGGACAAUGGAAAAAUUUCUCUGGAUUGUUUUAGUAAUAUUUUUGGGAUUACACUUCCUUUCUGUACCAGUUUCUUUUAAUUUAAAGAACUAUAAGCCAGGUUAUAUUAUCUCCCAACAGGUAAUAUAGCUCUUUUCUUUUAUUAACUGUUCCCUGUACUCCAACCAUCUCCUGAUAUUUGGUAGAGUAACACCUUUCCACAUGUGCUUGCCUCCUAAUUUAAAAUACUGUAUCCGCAUGUAGAUAUAAUGUACAUAACAGUUUAACCUCAAGAUCGCUGGAGUCAGGGCCCCCAUGCCUGAGACACUAAUACAGAGUGUGUUCGCACUUAGCCAUGGGCUGGACUCAAAAACCUUAUGCCAGGGUUGAUGUGGAUUACCUAGAACCCUUCCUGCAGUAUUCAUAGGGUGUUUUAAUUUUGUUGUUGUCAUUGUGUGUGUGUGGUGUGUAUGUUUUUAAUGGGACUCUUGUUUUAAAAUGUAACUUUGAAAGUUUAACACAAAAUAUUUGUUGUGCAGUAUACACAAUAGAGAGGUACCUUAAAAUUUUUUUGUUCUUUUCUUCAUAAUUACUCCUAACCACUAGUGGUCACUUCCCAUAGUAUUGAUUUGACUUCACUGUCAAAGAUCAUUAUUCUGUGCAUUAGUAACCCUGAGAAGGGAAGAACAAGAAGGCCCUGUUGACUGGGUUUCCUGGCUCUAGAAUUCACGCAUCCUGGCCGUGGCAGGAUGCUAGCAGGGCCCGCCUGUAUUGGAGACUGUAUACCAGCUCAGGCUGGUUCAGGGCCCAUUUUGAGUGCAAGGGCAGUCCUCCGUGGUGCAAAGCCUCAAGCUCCUGAAUCCCAUCCCCGUCAUCUCUGGCGUUACUUGCUGUCGUGGCCCCGGCAGGUUCUCCGGCUCCCGAGUGCUCCGCAGCUCGAAUGUGGGAAUGGCGCUGUCAUGCUGACCGUGCCUGGAAGCGGCUCUGGCAUCCGGUGGGCACUCCUUUUCCCUCGUUCAAUCUUAGGUUUUGAUUUGCCCCUUGCAUUGUUUCCAAAGAUCAACGAAUGUCAGUACCAUUUAAAGGACCAAUGAGAACCUCCUGCUGGUUCCCCUCCCCUGUGGAAGCACACUCUACUACUAAAGGGACGGCCCUGGGCUGUGUGUCCUUGGCAUUGAGAACGGUGUGGGGAUCAACUGUAUGAAUGUGACUUGUUUCGUGGGUUGACUUUGCUUUCUAGUUUUUCAUUUUCCUUUUUUUAAAAAUACAUCUUUCCCUCCCACAUGUGACUAAAUUAAUUCCUAUUUUUGAGAAGUCGUCUGAAAGUGUAAAAACAAAAUAACUCGCCUUUCAUAAGGUCGAUGUUGUAAGCUUGACGGUGGCUGUGAAAGUGGUUUAACUUUUACCACUCUUCCUCUUACAGCUUCCAUACCGACCUGCUUCGGAGAGCCCAGGGGCGGAGGGGGGAGGGGAGGAGGCAAUUCUUCUGAACGAAUGGACUUUUGUUGUUGUUUUUGCAUGUUCUUGUUCCUUGGGCGAUCAUGGCCUUUGAAUAUGCACACAACCUUUGAAUUGUGCCUACUAAAUUAUAGCAGGGGACUUCGGCACCCAAGGACUCCUCUCUUUGUGGGGUUAUAGUAGGAAUUCCCAGCUGUACUCUGGACUUUAUUUUGCUAACCAUAACUGAGCAACUGUAAAUUACUGCUAUAUUAAUGUUUUAAAGCACUGGGAUAGUCUAAUUCUAACUUGUAAUUAAUUAUGUUUGCCAAUUAUCUGUUUGAAAUAAAUUUGUGUCUAAACAGCUAUUGAAACUGUUAAAUUGUACAGAUAUUAUUCAUGACAGCUUUGUACUGUGGAAUGUGCUUAAUAAAAAACAAAAAGUUUGA
This is a messenger RNA of Equus quagga, 4249 nucleotides long. RefSeq names its product F-box and WD repeat domain containing 11 (gene FBXW11). Bases 331 to 1863 code for a protein of 510 amino acids. The record is from RefSeq and is a predicted model, not a curated record. Lineage: Eukaryota; Metazoa; Chordata; Mammalia; Perissodactyla; Equidae. The transcript has 14 exons. Gene Ontology annotation, molecular function: protein dimerization activity.